CCCGCUGGAUUCACGGUACCGCGGAAACUGGUAACCAAGGUUACGAGCUCGUCGAUGACUUUGACAGAAACCCGGAAGUUUUGAGUGAACAUGACCUAAACUGUUAAAAUUCCUUGUUAGCUAUUUUUAUUUAUCUUCACGAACAUUUUAGUCCUCUUGCUGUUGUAAGUGGCCCGGCCAUAGGUCAGAACAAUGGCUUUACUUUGCGGUAACGUUUUAAGAAACAGUCGCUUCGCUGUUCGCCUGCAAGUAAGUAAACAAAUGACACGUCAAGUGAGAGAGAAUCGUCCGGUUUGCUCUUACGUUAACUUUCAAACAAUAUCUACUCAUCUGAGACUGAUCGCAACUAGACAGUCAUGUGGCAAAGCGUGGACGGUGUGUCCUCAUGUCAUACACGGGGGACACCACAUCCACACCUCGGUCCCCAGAAGGGCUCUUCCUGUCCCUCUCCUCUGGAUGGUUCUCAAGCCUCUACAGAAACUUGCUGCCAUACUACUGGGCAGGAGCAUAAGGAAGUGGUGGAGGGUUCUACCACAGAAUCGCAGGCAGCUCAUGCGUGAAUGGGUCCGGAAGCAUCGCUGGCAUUUUGCAGCAGGUGGAGGAGCUGCCUUGGUGAUUAUAGCCCUUCUACUCCUAACACACCUGGAUGAGUCCCCAUUGACGGGACGUGUCCGCCUCCUGGUGUUCAGCAGAGAAAAGUACAGGGAGCUGGCUGUCCUCACUUCAGAGAUGCACUUGGAGGAGUUUGCAGAGAGCCUGCUCCCAGACUCUCACCCUCUCCACCAGAUGGUGCAACAGUCGGUUCAGCUCCUUGUACAAAGAAACAAGGACAUCCCUCAAGUGUCUGAAGUCCCCUGGAGUGUCCAUGUGGUGGAAAGUCCCCAAAUCAACGCCUUUGUACUUCCAAAUGGGGAAGUAUUCAUGUUCACUGGGAUGUUAGAAGCUGUAGCAGAUACUGACCAGCUGAUGAUUGUCCUAGGACAUGAAAUGGCACAUGCUAUACUGGAACACUCUGCAGAGCAGGCCAGCCUGUCUCAUAUUGUGGACCUCCUGUCUCUUAUUUUGGUGACAGCCAUCUGGGCCUUGUGUCCGGGAGACUUCCUGGCAUUGCUGGGAGGAUGGGCGAAGGACAAGCUCACAGAGCUGAUGUUCAACCAUCCUUACAGUCGGAAGCUGGAAAGUGAGGCGGAUCGAGUUGGACUGCAGUUAGCUGCCAAGGCAUGUGCAGAUGUGAGAGCAGGCCCAGUGUUCUGGCAGCAGAUGGAACUCGCAGAUCAACUCACAGGAACGCCGACUUCGCCCGAGUGGCUGUCCACACACCCAUCACACAGGAACAGAUCCAGUCAGCUAGACCGCCUCAUACCACAGGUUCCUGGAUGGUUUCCUUGUCUCUGUACUGAAUCAUCGAACUAUACGCUCCUGAUUGGUUGAUUAUUUCCACCUGUGGUCAACAUAAGCUCUUUGCUGCCACAGCUUCAGUGCUGGACCCCUCACUGGCCUGUUCCUGUCACGUGAAGUACAUCAAACCAAGUAAGUUAAGACAAGCAAAGUUUAAGCCACAUCAAGUUUGCUGUGUUGAGUUAAGUGAAGUCGCACCACACCAGUCCUUCCUGUCUUUCCUGGUCAUUACAUUUUAGUUGUUGUUCCGUUCUGUGUGUUGGUUGAAUUCUUGAGUUCACACCUCAUUACCAUGAUAUAAUGUUACAUUUUUUUUAAGUUAGAGGUUUGACUUCCUUUUAAAUGGUUACAUAAAAAUCAGUAGAAAAGAACAAAUAAGUCUGGAAUCAUGAUUAUUUGUCUGAGUAUACAUUUUUUUAACAUUACAUUCCUGUGACAGCCUGAACCCCACCCCACCGUCCCAAGCUCUUGUCUCCCUCACUGCUGAUUGAUCUCUUCCCCUGCUGCCGUUUCAAACCUGCAUCACUUAAACUUGUACACGCUGGAAUGCACAUUUGUACACCUGGAAUACUCCAAAUGCACUAAUGUUUCAUGCUACCUGCUUCCUUAGCGUCUGUCUUCUUUAUAAUGAUUGAUAAUUAGAUACAUUUGGUUUAGACUUAGUUAAAGCAACAUUCUUGGCUUCAAGACACUUGUUUUUCUCCCUCUGUGCAUGUUGUGGGCAAAUGUUCCUGUUGCUGUAAUGCCUUAAAAUCAGACAAGAAGUGAGAAAGUUGCAGCUGCAACAGCAUUUGGUGUACAUGGGUAUUUUUCUCCAGGUGUUUUACAUACACAUUAAAGUAUGCAUCACUUGUUGCUUACUGAGAAUGAACAGAGGGACUAGAAAUAUUGCUCUGCUGCUAGUUUGGUGCAGACAUGCUUGGAGACAUGUCCUCUCUCCAUCCUACGUCACCCUGCCUCUAUACUUGAUGUCAGUCUUUCCUUGUCUCCAUUUUCUCUCUGACGUUUAUCCUCUGCUUUAUGUUGCCAACCAGUAUAAUACUCUGUCAGUCAGUCGGCUUGUAUCUUGGCUUUGGUAGCUCUGGCAAAAUCACUCUAUCACCGCACUAACUAACUUCUUAUAUCACACACAGGCACACUCAUUGAGUUUUAGCUGUCUGCAUGAUGGAUGUGCUCUCUCAGACAGAACUGCCAUGUGUGGCAUCCAAACCUGCACUUUCCGGUUACAGCAUAUCUACACCAAGGCAAUGCACCAUGUUUGUGGAGAGGCUUUGAUAGUCGAUGUGUUUAAAAAAAAUGCAACCCAGUGUACGUAUAUAGAAGAAAGAAGUAAAACCAACAUGAAGACACAGAUUCUGCUCCUUUCAUUCAGACUGACACACACACACACACACACACACACACACACACACACACACACACACACACACACACACACACACACACACACACACACACACACACACACACACAUGCUCCUAGAGGCUGAUAAAGACCUUUUUGGCAGAGGCUCUUCUCUGUGCUGUGGGCUCAUUAAUGCUCUGAGUGUGUCCCUGCAAGUGAGGACUAAGCCCUCAGCCCUUAUCAACACCACCAGGCCCACUCUGCUACACACACACACACACACACACACACACACACACACACACACACACACACACACACACACACACACACACACACACACACACACACACACACACACACACACACACACAAUGGAUUAUGGAGAGUGUGGAUAAGUCACCAACAUCAUCUCGGAUAUCCCCUUACAGGACAAUGACAGACAGUCGCCCUCCUGUCCCAGUGUCACAGUCAUGGAUGGUGUGUGUUUGCGCUUCAGGAGUGGUGGGAGUUGGCGGGCGGGGGUACUGCCUUCCAAUUGAUCUAUCUGAAUUUGUUGAUCCAUCUGUCCACAGUUGCUGUCAUGAAGAGGUCAUUGUGAGUGUGUGUGCUGACAAUUGUUUGUUUGGGACACCUUAACACAAGUUCAUGUAAUAUCUGAGACCUAAUGGGUGCACUUUUCUAAAACAAACACACACACUGCUGUGUUAUUUACAUAUGUACUACUGCAGUGAUUAACUGUUUGUUUGCACAGACUUAUGUUACGUGCUGUGUUCAGUGAAGACAGUGUGGGUGGCUGUUGGUUUAUGGCUGUUUCAAGUUGUGUGUGUGUGUGUGUGUGUGUGUGUUGUUGUUCCCAUGUACUGUCUGAGCCUCCAGGCUGUAUCUGUUCAGCUCGGUGGUGAAUUAUUAUUGCUUUAUCCUCAGGGAGGGCAGAGGUUACACACAGCAAUACCCACCCCCUCUUCCUGCCACGUGCCACAACACACACACACACACACACACACACACACACACACACACACACACACACACACACACACACACACACACACACACACACACAAAAGACAGACGUGAUGCACACAUGCAGAUAUCACUUACUGAAUCAGACCUGAGGGAGUUUUUACUCAACUGGUAACAGGAAGUCCAAGAUUUAACGUAAAUUGAAUUUCUCUACUUAAUACCAAUAUCUCCUUUUAAUGCUUUUGUCAAAAACUACUAGAAUUUAAUAUUUAAAAAAAAACUUCAGUUGCCCAUUAGAUCAAAAUUAUGCAGUUAGUGCCAUCAUAGACUUUUGUGUGUGUUUCAAUAGGAUUUUGUUCCCUUUUUUGUCCAUUUUCUCCUACUUCAUAAGACUUUUUAAGCUAAAACAUUUUGCUCAAGCUCCAGGACCUCCUUCUACAUCAAGUCCCUCCUUCAUCAUUCAGCUCUUCUUUCAUAGCAGACAAAAACUGAAUUUACCUAAUACUAAGAAACAGUGAUUUUAUUUCACGGUGAGAUUUGUAAUCUAAUCUCUCUGUAGAAGAGAACAAGUGGACUGGGUGUCCUCCAGUGGGCUUCCAUUUAAUCAGAUUGAAAAACACCUGGCGUAGGCUUGCCGUGCUACAUAAUUGGGUGGCCUCAGAAACACUCUUACUCUUGAAGGUUUGAUAUUUUAUAGCUGAGGGUAAAAUGCAGAUCAUUUGUUCCUCUGCUUUACUGUUUUAAUUCAUCAGAUUGUCCUCUUAUGUUUGGAGCAGUUAGGCAGCUGGCUACUUUUUCCACAGCAAUGUCAGUAAUGAAAUGGCUCAUUAAUGACUGCAUCUGGGGCUCGGAGAGAUGGAGAAGCGUAAAGGAAAGGGUUUUUUGAGAGCAGCAGCGGGAAAGCUCUAUGCUGAACUCAAGGACACAGCUCACAAUCAGUUUGUGCAGGUUCUUUCCAGUUGUUUGUGUUGAUUUCUGUAGCACAACAGAUGAUGGAGGCAGAGAAUAUCUUUAUUUUUUAUCUUUGUCUGCUGGGUGGGCUGGUUCUAGAGGUCUUUGUGGGUUUUCUGAUUGCAGCUCUGGUGUAUCUGCUGCAUGUGUGUUCCCUUUGUCUGCUAGGGGAGUUAAGACGCAUCUCUUUAAUUUGGUCUGUAAUUGAAUUUGGCCCAUGGGCAUGCCAUGCUCUUCUGAGAGAUGGCAGCUGAUGAGAGGGGGGAAGAAAAGAGACAGAAGGAAAGAGAAGGGAACAAGACAAGAUAUGGCUGACUGAGGGAGAGUGGAGAGCAAGGAGAUGGCAUAUAGAUGGAAGAUCAGUGGAAGGAGAUAGAGAAGGAGGAGGCUGGGGUCGACAUGAAGUUGCGUCCUUAGUCAUCUGUGAGACUUUAUAAGUAGUGAUUGCAUGGCCGAGCGGCUGGCAGUCAAGUCAAUAUGACAUAUAAAUAUUGCAGAAGCCAUUCUCUCGCCUCACGCCCUCCUCAAUUAUUAAUGUCUGGCUCAGAGUUGGCUCAACUUUUACUUGAGGCGCUCUUUUCUAAUACUCAUGAAAAUGAGUGGGAAACACACAGAUGCACCAAAAGAUAAACAAAAGAUUGUAAAAUACUGAAAAAAUACAGGUUGGCAGGCAGGGAGACAUGAGCAGUCUAGAUUAUUUACUUUACACAAGACCACAUCUGCCAUGCUUUUGCAGAAAUGCAGGCAAGUGUGAUCUUAGCCUGUAGAUUUUUAAAAUGAGCAAAGCACAACAAUCACUGUUUGAUGCCAUGUGUGUAUUAAAAGCUAUAUGGAAAUGUAGUCUGCCAGAGGUGUCAGGUCACUGUGUUUUAGGCAAUCCAAGACACCAAGUAAGAUUAAUAUAUAUUGAACUAUUACUGAAGUGCAUUAAAUAAUCAAUGCAAUUACAUUACAUUCAGUGUUUUUCCAUUUGCACACCAAUGAGCACACUAAGGCCCUGUCUGCACGUAGCUGGGUAUCUCCCAAAACAAAGAUAUUUUUCUACGAUUCGCCCUGUCAACCACAUAAAAACACAGAUGUACGCAAUGUAAACAAAUCUUUUUAAAAAAUCUGGCCAAAGUCAAGAUUUGUGUCUCCAUUCUAAACUUUUCUGUGUAGACAGAAAUAAACAGAGUUUUAGGUUUCACAGUGACUAAUGCAGUAACUAGGAAUAUAAUAUUAUUUUCAGGUUCAGCCUGCUCGUGAAACUUGGAGUCACUGAUCAUUUUUCAAAAAUACUGUAUCUCGAUAUUUUUCCUCCUGUAAAAUAUUUACAAGUUAACUCACUUCAAGCUGUCUUGAGAAAUUAUAUACAUCAGUAGAUUAAAUGCAUAAAAAUGUGUUGAUUCUUGUCAAACUUUAACCUUAGUGCCUAUUCUCUACCAGUCUGAGCUUUAGAAACACUGGUACAUUUGUCUGCUAUCACACAGUUUAGAGCUAGAGUUGUAUCAAAUGUCCCACAGGCACUUUUUUAUUAUA
Molecule: messenger RNA, 6177 nt
Organism: Nothobranchius furzeri (turquoise killifish)
Lineage: Eukaryota; Metazoa; Chordata; Actinopteri; Cyprinodontiformes; Nothobranchiidae
Source: RefSeq, a predicted model, not a curated record